Microtus oregoni (creeping vole) is the source of this 3149-nucleotide messenger RNA. Its product is annotated as protocadherin beta-15-like. The transcript has a single exon. Lineage: Eukaryota; Metazoa; Chordata; Mammalia; Rodentia; Cricetidae. Gene Ontology annotation, cellular component: plasma membrane. The record is from RefSeq and is a predicted model, not a curated record. Gene Ontology annotation, molecular function: calcium ion binding. Bases 420 to 2804 code for a protein of 794 amino acids. Gene Ontology annotation, biological process: homophilic cell-cell adhesion.
AGGGAGGCAACUUGUCUGGGUUGUUUACUCGUGUAUUUUUCAGAAUCUGACACAUUAAUAACAAGAAUUCCUUUUGCUUACUGAGGGACUGCACAAUCAAAAUAACAUUAAUUUCGUGAUUGAAUUUAUUUUCUAACUUCUGACAACCAAAAUAGACUACAUAAAAAAAAAAAUGGAACCAUGUAGCGAUUUGUUGAGAAGCAAAAUCAACGCAUGGUGGCGCUGCAGGCUAAGGUUUAAAAAAGGACGACCGCGGAAAAGGGAAAAAUGUUUCACGUCUCUGGCUAAAAAAAGACCAUAGAAGAGCUCAAACCAUUAAGUCUCCAGAGAAUGCUGCUGACCUAUGCUUCGGAACAGGUUAUAGACUGACAGAUCGACCGCUGUCUGGGUGCCCUUGGACCCUGGGUGCCGAAGCAAAGAUGAAGAUGGGAAAGGAGCACGGACAAAGGCAAGUUCUGUUGAUCUUUCUCUUAUUGGGAGUGGCUGGGGCGGGCUGGGAGUCCCGCCAUUACUUUGUUUUGGAGGAAACACCCAGCGGCACGUUUUUGGCUGAUCUGCCCAAGGACUUAGGGCUAGGAGUUGCAGAGCUGGCUGCUAGAGGAGCCCAGGUGGUCUCUGAGGAUAACGAAUCCCGCUUGCAGCUUGAUCUACAGACUGGGAAGCUGAUAUUAAAUGAAAAAUUGGACCGGGAGGAGCUGUGCGGCCCCACUGAGCCCUGUGUCACACAUUUCCAAGUGUUACUGAAAAAACCACUGGAAAUAUUCCGAGCUGAGCUACGAGUGGGAGACAUAAAUGAUCAUUCUCCCGAGUUUCCUGAGAGAGAAAUGACCGUGAAAAUCUCAGAAACUAGCUCUGUUGGUUCUGUGUUUCUACUAAAAAGCGCUCAGGAUUUGGAUGUGGGCAACAACAGCAUUCAGAACUAUAGCCUCAGUACCAAUUCCCAUUUCCAUGUUUCCACCCGAACCCGAGGUGAUGGGAGGAAAUACCCAGAGCUGGUGCUGGACCAAGAGCUUGACCACGAGAAGCAGGCAGAGUUCAGAUUAACUCUGACAGCGCUGGAUGGAGGUUCUCCGCCCAGGACUGGCACCUCACAAAUUCGGAUUCUUGUCUUGGAUGUCAAUGACAACGCCCCUGAAUUUGCACAGGCGCUCUAUCAGGUGCAGAUCCCAGAGAGCAGCCCCGUGGGUUCCCUGGUUGCCAAGGUCUCAGCCAAGGAUUUAGAUACUGGGACAAACGGAGAAGUAUCGUAUUCUUUUUUUCAUCGUUCUCAGGAGAUGGGUAAAACUUUUGAGCUAAACGCCCUGUCGGGAGAAGUUCGACUAAUUAAAACCCUGGACUUCGAGACAGCAUCUUCAUAUGAAAUAGACAUAGAGGCCUCUGAUGGCGGGGGGCUUUCUGGGAAAUGUUCCGUUUCUAUUCAGGUGGUGGAUGUCAAUGAUAACUACCCAGAACUAACUGUUUCCUCGCUCACCAGCCCCAUCCCAGAAAACUCACCAGAGACAGAAGUGGCUCUAUUUCGAAUUCGGGACCGAGACUCUGCGGAAAAUGGAAAGACAGUUUGUUCCAUCCAAGAUGGUAUUCCUUUUGUACUGGAACCUUCUGUUGAAAACUUCUACAGACUGAUGACAGAGAGCGGGUUAGACAGAGAGAAAAGAGCUGAGUACAACAUCACCAUCACAGUCAGCGACAUGGGCACACCCAGGCUCACAACCCAGCAUACCAUAACAGUGCAGGUGUCCGACGUCAACGACAACGCCCCCGCCUUCACACAAACCUCCUACACCCUGUUGGUCCAGGAGAACAACAGCCCCGCCCUGCACAUAGGCACCAUCAGCGCCACAGACUCAGACUCAGGCUCCAAUGCCCACAUCACCUACUCGCUGCUGCCCACCCACGACCCGCAGCUGGACCUCUCCUCGCUCAUCUCCAUCAACGCCGACAAUGGGCAGCUGUUCGCGCUCAGGGCUCUGGACUACGAGGCGCUGCAGAACUUCGAGUUCCAAGUGGGGGCCACAGACCAAGGCUCGCCCGCGCUCAGCAGCCAGGCGCUGGUGCGGGUCCAGGUGCUGGAUGCCAACGACAAUGCGCCCUUCGUGCUCUACCCUCUGCAGAAUGCCUCUGCGCCCUUCACAGAGCUGCUGCCCAGGGCGGCAGAGCCUGGCUACCUGGUCACGAAGGUGGUGGCAGUGGACAGUGACUCUGGCCAGAAUGCCUGGCUGUCGUUCCAGCUGCUCAAGGCCACGGAGCCUGGACUGUUCAGCGUGUGGGCUCACAAUGGCGAGGUGCGCACCUCCAGGCUGCUGAGCGAGCGCGAUGCGCCCAAGCACAGGCUGCUGCUGCUGGUCAAGGACAAUGGCGAUCCUCCGCGGUCUGCCAGUGUCACUCUGCAUGUGCUGCUGGUGGAUGGCUUCUCUCAGCCCUACCUGCCUCUACCGGAGGUGGCGCGCGACCCUGCCCAAGAUGAGGAUGAGCUCACGCUGUACCUGGUCAUCGCCUUGGCAUUUGUGUCUUCUCUCUUCCUCUUGUCUGUGCUGCUGUUUGUAGGGGUGAGGCUGUGCAGGAGGGCCAGGGCGUCCUCUCUGGGUGGCUGUUCUGUGCCUGAGGGACACUUUCCUGGCCACCUGAUAGAUGUCAGCGGCGCGGGGACCCUGUCCCAGAGCCUCCAGUAUGAGGUUUGUCUGACCGGAGACUCUCAGAGUAAUGAGUUCAGAUUCAUGAAGCCGGCGUUUACCAAUAUUCUAAACCAAAACUCUGAUGGGCAAUCAGCAGAUUAUUCACCCUUCCCGAGUAUUUUAGGCUUGUGAAACUUCACGUUUCACUUGCUGUGUAAUUAAUUCUCUUUUGAUUUAGCAUUUUCUUUUCAAAUUUGGUAGUAAUGUUUAAUUGUAUUUGUUUUUAUUUCUCUGCUAGUUUAAGGAAUGUUAUCGUUUGUUUACUAGCUUGUUAACUGUGUGAGUAUUUUUCCAGUUCUGUUGUUACUGAACAUUUUACAUCAGGGCACUUUGUGUUCCUGAAUUUGCCAUAUUCUCUCUCAAAGGAUGUGAAUCUCUUCUAAUGAACACAAGAGAACAGAUUAGUUUAUAGAGUGCUUGUGCAGAAUCACCCUGUAAUCCCAGCAUUUGGAGGUGCAGGCAGGCUAUCAGGAAUUC